GAGCAUGCCGGGAGUUGUAGUCCGCACUCGUCUGUCCGUGGGGUCCGAUGGGAGUUGUAGACAGAGGCCCUGUGGAGCAUGCUGGAAGUUGUAGUCUGCGCCAGCCUGUGGAGGGGUCUGCGUAUCAUGGCCGCCUACGCCGCGCUCUCGUACUCUUCCGCUUGGCCGCAGAAAGUUUCGGUUCUGUCCCACCGUGGGCCCACGAGCGCGUGCCACCACGGAGUCUGACCGCUGCUGAGCGGCCCCAGGCAGGAGGCCCACAGCCAGGAAAGGCGGCCCCUGACGGUCACGGUUACCAUGGCGUCCACCAGCGUGGAGAGCCAGCUGCAGAGAAUCAUCCGUGAUUUGCAAGAUGCUGUGACAGAACUAAGCAGAGAAUUUAAGGAAGCAGGGGAACCCGUCACAGAUGACAGCACCAGCUUGCAUAAGUUUUCUUAUAAACUUGAGUAUCUCCUUCAAUUCGAUCAGAAAGAGAAGGCCACCCUCCUGGGCAACAAGAAGGACUACUGGGAUUACUUCUGUGCCUGCCUGGCCAAGGUGAAAGGAGCCAAUGACGGGAUCCGAUUCGUCAAGUCUAUUUCGGAGCUCCGAACAUCUCUGGGAAAGGGAAGAGCAUUUAUUCGCUACUCCUUGGUGCACCAGAGGUUGGCCGACACCUUACAGCAGUGCUUCAUGAACACCAAAGUGACCAGUGACUGGUACUACGCAAGGAGCCCCUUUCUGAAGCCAAAGCUGAGCUCUGACAUCGUGGGCCAACUCUACGAGCUGACCGACAUCCAGUUUGACCUAGCAUCGAGGGGCUAUGACCUGGAUGCUGCCUGGCCGACGUUUGCCAGGAGGACCCUGGGCACUGGCUCUUCUGCUUACCUAUGGAGACCCCCCAGCCGAAGCUCCAGCAUGAGCAGUUUGGUGAGCAGCUACCUGCAGACUCAGGAGAUGGCCUCCCACCUUGACCUGAGCAACCCCUUAAACCACGAGGCACUGGAGGGCUUUGACGAGUUGCGGCUGGAGCUGGACCAGCUGGAGGUGCGGGAGAAGCAGCUGAAGGAGCAGAUGCAGCAGCGGGACCGAGAGAACGAGGAGCUGAGGGCGGCCGUCAGCCUGCGUGGAGAGCAGCUGCAGGCAGAGAGAGAGAGGGGCCGCGCCGCCGCCGAGGACAACCUUCGCCUCGCCGGUAUGGUGGCCGCGCUCCGGAAGCAGUGGGAAGUCACCCAGGCCACACAGAACACUGUGAAGGAGCUGCAGAUGUGCCUGCAGGCCCUGGAGCUGGGGGCCUCGGAGAAGGAGGAGGAUUACCGCUCAGCCCUGCGGCGGCUGGAGUCCCUACUGCAGCCCCUGGCUCGGGAGCUCGAGGCCACACGUGACUCCCUGGGCAGGAAGGACCAGCGCUCAGCUGAUGUCCCAGACCAGCUGGGUGCAGCCGAGCAGAAGGCUGACGUGGCACUGGAUGCAAAGGGGCGGCAAAAGCGCAUCCCCAGUGACUCGCCCCUGGAGACUCAGGAGCUGGGGGAGAAGCUCCUGGAAAGGGAGAGCACCUGGGUCCAGGAGCUCAACAGGCAGCAGAGCACCCAGCUGGAGCAGCUGUCCAAAGAGCUGCAGCUGAAGGAGGAGGCCCGGGCCAGCCUGGAGCGCCUGGUGGAGGAGAUGGCCCCGCUCCGGGAAGAGCUGUCCAGGAAGGGGCAGGAGGCAGCCCAGCUCCAGCGUCAGCUGCAGGAGUCGUUGGCCCACUUGAGCUCCCUGGAGGACGAGCUCGCGGAGGGGCGGCGGCAGGAGCAGCGGCGGCAGGAGGAGAAGGAGCUGCUGGAGCAGGAGGCCAGGUCCCUGACGCGGCAGCUGCAGCUCCUGGAGACCCAGCUGGCCCAGGUGAGCCAGCACGUGAGUGACCUGGAGGAGCAGAGGAAGCAGCUCAUCCAGGACAAAGACCGCCUCAGCCAGAGGGUGGGGGCGCUGGAGCGACUCGCUGCGCAGUCCGGCCCAGAGCUGCCCGUGGCGGCUGAGGAGCGCGAGGCUCUGAGCUCCACCCUGCAGCAGGCCUGUGAGAAGCUGGAGGAGAAGCUGGAGGAGGAGCCGCGGGGCCCGUGGGAGGAACAGGUGGACGAUCCCAGGAUGCAAGGGGCCGGCCAGGAGAAGAAGCUCCAGCAGGCCAACAGGGAGCUGGAGAAGGAGCUGCAGAAUGUGGUGGAGCGCAACCAGCUGUUGGAGGAUAAGCUUCAGGCCCUGCAGGCUGACUACCAAGCGCUGCAGCAGCGCGAGGCAGCCAUCCAGGGCUCCCUGGCCUCCCUGCAGUCAGAGCAGGCCAGCAUCCGGCGCAUGGGAGACCAGAUGGAGGCAAGCCUCCUGGCUGUGAAGAAGGCCAAGGAGACCAUGAGGGCCCAUGUGGCUGAGAAGGAGGCUGCCCUGCAAAGCAAGGAGGCCGAAUGCCAACAGCUGCGGGAGCAGGUGGAGCAGUGCCGGCAGCUAGCAGAGGCCCGGGCGGGGGAGCUCAGAGCGCUUGAGGACCAGUGCCGCCAGCAGACCCAGCUGAUCGAGACCCUCACGGCAGACAAAAGCCAGCAGGGGUCCAGCACACCUCAAGACCACGCGUCCCAGGAGCUAGCAGCCCAGCUGGCCCUGUCUCAAGCGCAGCUGGAGAGCCAGCAGGGGGAGGCCCAGAGACUGCAGGCUGGGGUGCUGGACCUCCAGGCCAAGCUGCAGGCAGCCCUGGGUGACCGGGAGAAGGUGCAGAGCCAGCUGAGCGUGGCCGAGGCCGCUCUGAGGGAGCACAAGGCCCUCGUGCAGCAACUGAAGGAGCAGAACAAAGCCCUCAACAGGGCCCACGUCCAGGAGCUGCUGCAGUGCUCGGAGCGUGAAGGGGCACUGCAGGAGGAGAGGGCCGGAGAGGCCCAGCGGAGGGAGGAGGAGCUCCAAGUAGUGUGGGAGGAGCUGUCCCAGGCAAAAGGCGGCUCCGAGGAGGCUCAGCUAGAACAUGCUGAGCUGCAGAAGCAGCCGCACCGGGCCAACACGGAUAUGGCCGAGCUCGGCAUCCAGGUCUGCGCGCUGACCGCGGAGAAAGAGCCGGUGGAGGGGGCGCUGGCCCACGCCAUGCAAGAGCUCCAGGAUGCCAAAGAGGCAUCCCCCAAGGAGUUGGAGGGCCUGGAACACCAAGUGGCAGGGCUGCGGCGAGAGAAGGAGAGCUUGCAGGGGAAGCUGAAGGCAGCUGAGGAGGCAGCUGGCUCACUGCCUGGCCUGCAGGCCCAGCUGGCCCAGGCCGAGCAGCAGGCCCAGAGCAUCCGGGAGACUGCACGCCAGGAGCUCGACACCCUCAAGUUCCAGCUGAGCACCGAGAUCAUGGACUACCAGAGCAGACUUAAGACCUCCAGUGAAGAAUGCAGGAGCCUCAGGGGCCAGUUGGAGGAGCAAGGUCGGCAGCUACAGGCCGCCGAGGAGGCUGUGGGGAAGCUGAAGGCUGCCCAGGCCGAUGCGGCGGAGAAGCUGAGCUGCACCAGCAAGCACCUUGCCGAGUGCCAGGCCGCCAUGCUGAGAAAGGAUGAGGAGGGGGCCGCCCUGCGCCAAGACUUGGACAGGACCCAGAAGGAACUUGAAAAAGCCACGACAAAGAUCCAGGAGUAUUACAAUAGACUCUGCCAGGAGGCGACAGACAGGGAGAAGAAUGACCAGAAGAUGCUUGCUGACCUGGAUGACCUGAAUAGAACCAAGAAGUACCUGGAGGAGCGGCUGAUAGAGCUGCUCAGGGACAAGGAUGCUCUCUGGCAGAAGUCAGAUGCCCUGGAAUUCCAACAGAAGCUCAGUGCUGAGGAGAGGUGGCUGGGGGACACGGAGGCGAACUACUGCUUUGACUGCAAGCGGGAGUUCAGCUGGAUGGUGCGGCGGCACCACUGCAGGAUAUGCGGCCACAUCUUCUGUUACUACUGCUGCAACAACUACGCUGUGAGCAAGCACAGCAGCAAGAAGGAGCGCUGCUGCCAGGCCUGCUUCCAGAAGCUGAGCGAGGGCCCCGGGUCCCCCGACAGCACCAGCUCGGGCACCAGCCAGGGAGAGCCCAGCCCCGCCCGGUCACCAGCCCAGGCCGCACCCCAAGCCACCAGAGGCCAAGGUGCUAACACAGACUGCCGGCCGCCAGACGAUGCCGUGUUUGACAUCAUCACAGAUGAGGAGUUGUGCCAGAUACAGGAGUCCGGCUCCUCCUUGCCUGAAACACCCACCGAAACUGAUUCUCUUGACCCAAACGUGGCUGAACAGGACACCACGUCAAACUCGCUAACCCCUGAGGACACUGAAGACAUGCCCGUGGGGCAGGAUGCUGAAAUCUGCUUGCUGAAGUCGGGAGAACUGAUGAUAAAAUUACCCCUCACGGUGGAAGAGAUCGCCAACUUCGGGGAGGGCAACAGGGAGCUGUUUGUGAGGUCCAGUACCUAUAGCCUCAUCCCCAUCACCGUGGCCGAGGCAGGCCUCACCAUCAGCUGGGUCUUCUCCUCCGACCCCAAGAGUAUCUCCUUCAGUGUGGUGUACCGGGAGGCGGAGGACACGCCGCUGGAUGAAUGUAAGGUGCUCAUUCCCACAACCCGAUGCAAUUCCCACAAGGAGAACAUCCAGGGCCAGCUCAAGGUCCGCACACCAGGCAUCUACAUGCUCAUCUUCGACAACACCUUUUCCAGGUUUGUCUCCAAGAAAGUAUUUUAUCACUUAACGGUUGACCGGCCUGUGAUCUACGAUGGAAGUGAUUUCCCGUAGCCUCAAGCACGUGGAUUUUAAUAGUUUCCCAUUACCCACAGGAAACACUACUCUUCCUCUCCUGUCACAUAAAGCACUUACAAAACCCAAAAAACAAAAAACAGCUGCUCUGAAGCUAUCAAGAUCCACUGUGCAACUUUAAGAGACGGGCCCUUGGCUGCUCCUUGGAGCUGGGUUGUUCCUUGUACUCAGCACCAUGCACGUCACUCUUAGCCCUGUGGCUUAUAAGGGCUCAAGCAACGUUUCCAUUGUCCUCACACCCAGAGGGACACUAUGCCAAAGUUUUAAACACUCAGGAGACCAUUGGCCUCUCCUGGGGGCACAGUUGGUUCCAGGCCUCCUGUGGAGAGUUUCCCAGGCCAGAGAGGAUCCCAACUUCUGCUCAGGGAGAGACAUGGCCCCUCUGUGCCCAGCCUGGGGCCAUGCAUCAUGGGUGACCAUGAGCUGGGAUGCCCUGGCCAGACCCUGUGAGGCCCUCGAGUCCUCCCAGGAAAAGGAGGUCGGGGCACCCAGGGGCCCACCCAAGAUCCCAACCAGCCUCCUCCAUCAUGCUCCUGUCCCUUCCUGCCCCGUGAGUCCAGGGCUGCUCCAGAACUCGGCCAUUUCAGAGGGGCCUCCAGCUGCACUUGCCUCCUGGCCCUUCUGUCUGGGCAAUUCUGUCCUCAAGCAAAGCCCUUCACUCAGCCAGGCCUCUCAACAGCUCAAAACAUCACCCUAAGAAUCAGAACUGAAGCUAAUCCAGGGAACAGAACCCACCUACUGGGGGCCUGCAGUGCUGUCUGUCUACGGAUGGCCAGAGCCCAGAUGCUGGGUAAUGUCAACGCCAUGACCAAAACACAGGGUUGUGCAUCAGCCUAUAGGGCUCACUCCUCAGCUGACAGCCUGUCUUUGUUUAUAUCAAUAAGAGCUUCUGCCUCACCUGCAGAUAUGUUUACUAAUGAUCAUAAAUCAGGGUAGGAACCACUUUUAAAAAUUGGGGCUUCUUAACAGAAGUCUUUGGUAACUCAAGUGUAAACAGGCAUAAUUCAUGAAUCUGCUCUUGGCUUACCUCUUGGUCCCUCCUCCCCACCUACCAGAUUCCCCACACCCCGUUUGCCCACUUCCUGCUGCUCAGCCUGCACCUGACACCUGGGAGCUGCCUCCCUCUGGGGCCAAUGAAUCCUCCGUCCUUUUCCAGGACGAGAAGGAGAUAAGCUUCCUGUUCUCUGUGGCCCUCUUCUCCCACCAGAGGGCUCACCUUUGACGGCCUUUUUGUGCCCUGUUCACCGGGCAGUCAGGACCCAGGUACUUCCACAGUGAGUAGAGCAUCUGACAAAGCAGCCCACCUUGGCUGGGGACAAGGGAGAGGGCGCCGGGCAGGGUGACUGUGGGUCUGAGUGCCGGGUCCAGCCAGCCCUCCAGCUAGCCUGGUGACUAAGCCAAGCCACACCACCUCGAAGCUUCAUCUCGUCGUUCACAAGCCUGGUCUGACCAGUUCCGAGAGCUGGAGAAUGGGUCAGGAACCCCAGGCCAAGUUCAGCUCAGACCCCACACCCACCAUGCACCAGCAGAGAGGACUCGUGGGGCAGGGGCAGGAGGAAAUGACUUUGGCGAUGGACUCAGAACUUUGAUUUAAACAGGAGACUUAGGCACUCCCAGUCACUUUAAGUGGGGUUUGGGACAUGGUGAACAGAACCUUCCAGAGAGAUUAGCCCAGAGAAAAGCUGGACCUCUUGUGCUCUCUUUCCUGGGAGUAGCCGCCUGUGGCAGAAAGCCACGUCUCUAGCAUCUCCUCGAGCAAGGUCCUGACAGUGCUCAGCACCAGAAUGGAAAGAGCCAGGCCCCCAGAGACUCCCUAGCCUCAUGCUUGUCCCCACAGGGUGCCACACAGCCUGAAGAUGGUUCCAGGGCAAAUUAUCCUGCCUUUAAAGCCACCCACCCUCUUGGAAAGGAUAAUCAGAUGUAGCUAGUUCACCACAUGAGAGAGACUAACAAAAGAACCCAAAACAGUCUGGAAUCUUGGUUUGAGUGCUUAGCUUUCCCAGGAUACCGUGGAGACUCUGGCCAAGCUGAUGGCCUUCUGCUGGUAUCACCACCAUCACCUGCAGCUAAAACCAGCGUUUCGAGAGUAGCUGAUGUGUUUCCUGCGAAAGGCCUGGGACAUUCCAUCUGAGGCUGAUUCUGAACCUCUGUCACUCAGCCCAACUGUAGCUUAAAAAAUCACUUGGCUCUUGUGAAGCCAACCCAGAGCCACUCCCGCAGGAGAGCGUGGGCCCCUAGUGGCACCACAACAAAAGGUGGCUGCAGUUGUGCAAAAAGGCCUUUGCUGUGUUCAGAGACCUGCCCCCUGACCCCUGGUCACACCCCGCUUCUGCAGCGUAUUUAUUUUUUGUGCUGAAUGGACUCAUGUCCUUUGUUACUUUGCUGUGCGAGCUCAGGUUUGCUGUGCACUACGCAGCUAGAGAAUAUCUACGGCUGCAAAUAUGCUUGCAGCCAUAUUUAAGUAUGGCUUGUAUAAAUAGCUUUCUUAUUUUAAACAGGUUCCCAAUUUUACUGAGGUUUUGGGGUUGCAGUAUUUUUUUUUAAUGCAAACGACAAUGAAAGACAGCUAUUGAAAGUGGUGGCCCCAGCCAGUAGACUGAAUUACACUAGAAGUCAACAAGAAGGAAACAUCCUUGGGAUCUCAGAUCACUAUUUAAAAAUGAAAACAAAACCCCAGCAGUCCCUUGAUGGCCCAGCUCUCUGAAUAACUGUCACUCUUUAGUAUUGAUACCAGCCACCUUGCUCACCACUGUCUCAGAAGCCACUGAUCACCCUCGCCUAUGAACACAGCCUCUGUCAGGCACACUCAUACACCUCAAAGAAGGGCGUUUGGGAGAAAGUGUGGCCUCUGCAGAGCACUUCUGGCUGGAGCCCACCUACUCCAGGUCUACUGGACCAAGAGCAGGCAAGGAAAUUCUCAAGCAGGAACCACAUAGGGUUUAGAAAGUAGACGUGAAAAGCCACACUAUGUAAUUCAAAAAUAAAGGGGAUGGUUUUUCUGGCAAUUUUCAGCUGUCACUCACCUUCUGUGGUGAAGCCAUUACAGACUCAGAUGAAAAGAAAUCCCCAUUUGGGGAUGAAAUCUCAGAGUCUGUUUUAUGAUACUGGUUAGAUGUCCACUGACAUGGUUUUAUAGGAGUUUAAAUUUCAGAAGCCCACCUUGGUGACUGUACAUGGGAGAAUCCCAUCCUUGACUCAGAGGUUUUGAGAAUCAGCAGAGCCGCCAUCUGUGAUGCUCAGAACCAAGGGUUGCCCAGAGACUGGAGUCAGCCAUUCACAUUUACAAAAUGCUCACCCAAAAGGUACUUUUCAGUGGAACCUUGGGUAAGUUUCUCUCUUUUCAUUAUGCUUCUUCCAAGGAAACAGGAAAGACUGAGUUAAUAAUGCCUUUUCUCUCUUAAGCACUUUUUCAAAAUAGUAACGUACAUCUUUAAAUUUUGGGAGGCAUCUCUGAUAAAAAGGCUUCCUUAGAACCUUAGGACGAGUGUUAUCCAGAGAUGAUCCUGCCCCUGGUGGCUGCAGAGCAACAGUGAAGCCUCCGUUGGAUGGCUUCCAAAUCGGAAUUGCACUUUAAUUGACUAAUCCUCAGUUCUUGCAGCCUCACAGGAUAGCGGGUCUGGAAACCCAUCGCAUUCUUAUCUGCCAAAGAAUUACCCAGAAGCACAUCAAAUGUCAACAGUCCACCUGCACAGCAGGGGUGAGGAACUUUUGUAUCCCAAAACAUACUCCUUACAGCAUCUGCUGCACCAUUUGGGAAUGUCUUUAUUUUUAACCUCAGGAUUUAAAUAAACACUAUGUCAUUGA
Molecule: messenger RNA, 8556 nt
Organism: Balaenoptera musculus (blue whale)
Lineage: Eukaryota; Metazoa; Chordata; Mammalia; Artiodactyla; Balaenopteridae
Gene: FYCO1
Product: FYVE and coiled-coil domain autophagy adaptor 1
Exons: 18
Coding region: 298-4731 (1477 amino acids)
Biological process (GO): plus-end-directed vesicle transport along microtubule; positive regulation of autophagosome maturation
Cellular component (GO): lysosome; autophagosome; late endosome
Molecular function (GO): metal ion binding
Source: RefSeq, a predicted model, not a curated record